CUGCGCCGCCGCUGUUCGCUUAAAUCCUAAUGGUGGUGAUCGGCGCUGGAGGCCUGCGGAUUCGGCGACGCUGCAUUCCAUUUUCUGUUUCUGGGGGAGGAUAAGGAGGCGCUGUAUAAAUAGAGAUCGACGUGCUCCCCGCGUUGCGGGCGGUGAUGUGGAUCGGAGCAAUGGUGGCGCCGACGCCGCCGGUGGUGCCCUCGGAGCAGGCGCUGGCGGCGGAGACGGCGGCGAUCGUGUCCGCGCUCACGCACGUCGUCGCCAGCGGGCGCGGGCCGCCGCGCCCGGCUACGGCGAUCGUCCAGCGGCGCCGGCCAGGAACAGCUCGCCGGCGCGGUGGUGGGGCACGGCGCGGCGGCGCCGGCAAGUACCGCGGCGUGAGGCGGCGGCCGUGGGGGAAGUGGGCGGCGGAGAUCCGGGACCCGCAGAAGGCGGCGCGGGUGUGGCUCGGCACCUUCGCCACCGCCGAGGACGCCGCGCGCGCCUACGACGCCGCCGCGCUCCGCUUCCGCGGCAGCCGCGCCAGGCUCAACUUCCCCGAGGACGCCACCGCGCGCCGCGCCAGGGACGCCGAGGCGGCCAGCGCGGGGCUGCCCGCCGCGCUGCUGGAGUCGCAGGCCGCCGGAGCCGGAGCCGGCGACGACAUGGCCGACUACCUCGAGUACUCCAGGAUCCUGGAAGGGGGCGAGCCCAGCGGCGGCAUCAUGGACGGGCUCUUCGGCGGCGACGGCAACGGCCGCUUCCUGGGGUCGUGGAGCAUUGGGACGUCGCCGCCGUCAUCGGGCUCUGGCGCCGCCACCUCCGCUCCUCUGCUUCGUCACAGUGAUGGCGGGAAGCAGAGCAGCAAUGAUGUGCCGCCCAUGGAGAUUAAUUUGAGAAAUAAAUGUGUUUGUGACUAUGUUUCUGCUCAAAAGUAG
Messenger RNA from Panicum virgatum (switchgrass), 917 nucleotides. Its product is annotated as ethylene-responsive transcription factor ERF110-like. The record is from RefSeq and is a predicted model, not a curated record. Gene Ontology annotation, biological process: ethylene-activated signaling pathway; regulation of DNA-templated transcription. The transcript is spliced from 3 exons. The coding region runs from base 156 to 917 and encodes 253 amino acids. Lineage: Eukaryota; Viridiplantae; Streptophyta; Magnoliopsida; Poales; Poaceae. Gene Ontology annotation, molecular function: DNA binding; DNA-binding transcription factor activity.